UCCUCCUGACUGCAGUCUGCAUACAGUGCCACGCUGUUGCUGCUGCUGCUGCUGCUGCUGUGUGAUACGAGCAAGUGGGAGGACCAGCUCUCUCUGUAUUUCCUCAGAAAAAAAAUGACGAGACAUCUUCUCGGAGCUGCUGCAGCACGGGUGGAUUUGGCUACCAGACUCCUGCAUUGCACAAUCUCUCCCCUCUAGCUCCGGCAGAUUAAAUAGACAAAAAAGGGAGACGAGGAGAAGAGCUGCAGAAGGGAAAGGACGAGAGAGAAAAAAGGAGCCAUAGUGGUUUUGAGGGGGUGUGGAGGGUAAUAGGUUUGUUUUACUAAGGAGAAAGAGGGGGAGAGGUUGAAUGGCAGAGGGAGGCAGGGGUACACAGACGAUAGUGUGGGUUACACUGCAGUAGAAUGAGGGUAAGGGAGAAAGAGAGAGUCGAGAAGCAUUCGAGCUGCCAGCCUUUCAAACACCACUCAGGAUCCGUCGCUUUCUGAAGAGGCUCGAAGAGGAAUCCAACCGUGGAGGCGAGAAGGAGAAGGAGGAGGGGGGCCGAGGAGGAGGAAGCCAGAGGUUCAACACACAAGAUGGCUGCUGUGUCCUCUGCCUCUGACACUGGGGACCCCAGAAGCCGACAGCCCCCUGAGCGCAGACUCCUGAUCCUGGGGGGGCCUCAGUCCGGUAAGACCUCCACGGCCAACAGCAUCCUGGGAGAUGAAGUCUUCGAUGUUGCGACGGAGACGACCCACAGCAACGUGGGUCAGACGGAGAUCUACGGGCGGCGGGUCACCGUGGUGGACACCCCGCCAUGGGCCAUCCCCAGCGACCCAGCGGUGGAAAACACAGAACCCGACCCCGAAGAGAACGCCGGAGCCGAGUCGGAGAACCCGGCACUGCCUCCGCAGAGCCUGGACAGCGAGGGGCCCUGCAUGGGGGCCAUCCUCUGCCCUCCUGGACCCCACGCCAUCCUGCUGGUGGUGUCGGUCACCCAGCCCUUCACGGAGACCGAGAAGAGGGCAGCAGAUGAGCAGCUGGGGGCCCUGGGAGGAGGGACCUGGAGGUAUUCUAUGGUGGUCUUUACUGGGGUGGACAAGCUGCCUAAAGGGGUCUUCAUUGAGGAACACAUCGCCAACACUGGAGAGGCCCUGCAGUGGCUGGUGGAGAGAUGCGGUAGCAGGUAUCAUGCCUUUGAUAACACUCGUAAAGAAACCGAAGACAACACGCAGGUUCCCGAGCUGAUGGAAAAGGUUGAGGAAAUGAUCACUGACAACCAAGGCUGGUACUUUGAGGUGAACGAGUUGAUUUUACUGGAGGAAGAGCAGGCCCGACGAGCUCUGGAGGAGGAGACGAUGAGGAUGGAGGAACAUGCGAGGCAGAGGGAUCAGAUGAUCGGAGGACCUCCCAGAGAGUUAAGACUGCUCUUGUUGGGCUGGAAGGGCGUUGGAAAGAGUUCGGUUGGAAACUCCAUCCUGGGCCGUCGGUACUUUGAGUCGGGUCAGGAGACAGAGCUGUGCUUGAGGAGGCAGGCUCUCGUGUCCGGCCGUCGGAUCACAAUCGUCGACACCCCCGGCUGGGACUGGUUCUCGGUGAGGCGAACCCCGAAGCGCAUCCGGCAGGAGUCCCAGCGCGGAGCUGCCCUCCUGCGACCCGGACCCCACACCCUGCUGCUGGUGCUUCCCGUCGUAUCGUCCCUCACCGCCAGGAAGAGGCGGACACUCCUAUCCCACAUAGAGACUCUGUUUGGGGACAAUGCGUGCCUCCACACCAUGGUGCUGUUCAGUUGUGGUGAUUGGCUUGGCCGCACGCCCAUAGAGGAGCACAUUCUUAGAGGCGGGCGGGAGCUGCAAAGACUACUUGAAUUCUGCGGGAACUAUUACCACGUCCUGGACAGUAAGAUUCCUGGCAAGGACAGGAGUGUGUCAGUCCUACUGGAUAAGAUGGAGGAGAUGAUCAGAGAAAACGGGGACAAGGCCUUCCUCCCCAUACAGACCGAGUGGUUGAGUGAGGAGAGCUCUUACUCCUCUGACAACACGGAGCCUGAGGACGACUGUCGAGGAUGCCAGGUGCAGUGAUACCAUCGCACUCAAUGGAAAGUGGAAAGUCUCCAACAGGCCCAAACACCACCUCACGUAACUUAAACCUCAUCUCGAUAUCCUACUCCAAUUCCAAAGAGUUUAAGGGAAAACAAAUGGCUUGGAACGGGGAGUCUCCUCAAUAGUAGCUCUUUUGUUACAAAGACUGAAUUGAUCGCUAAGUAAAAGCUCUACCCGGACUGAAAGUGCAAAAUCUCCUCAAACCAAGAGGAGGAGAAAUAUUCAGCUUCUGCUUCAAGGGACCAGAGCCUGAUCCCUGUCCGCAAGCAUGUACACAGAUAUUUGCUGCUGCUUAAGAGACCCUGUUUCAACACUGCAGAAUAAAGAAUUACUCAUAAUCCCAACUAUGUCCUCAGAUUCAACUGAUACAAGUAAAUCAAAGCCAAAAAGACAAUAUUAUCAUGACCACUAAGAUUUGGCAGUAGGACUAAUGUCUGCACUAAGUUUGACUCUUUUGGUUGUUGAAAGACUAAGAGAGGGUUUGCACCUAAAGGCCUAGCUCCUCAAUCAAACCAUUGCAAGGAUAAGCCAUUGUUUCAAACUUCUAAAAGGUCAGUUAGCGUCCACAAAGGCGAAACUCAAACAGUCCAGAAGUUGUUAAAAGGUGAUGUAAAGGUUGUAUUCGAAUUGUUCAUACAGUUGCCUUGACUGUGUGACGUACUCUAUGCUGUGACUAGACUAUGUGGCUUAAGUAUCAAUUUGGUACAUUUUACUAAUUUAGAGGCUUUGUAGUUAGCUAGCUGGUUUUGCUAAUUUCACCAUGCUUUCAUGCGUCUCUGGCUUCAGAUAAUGAGCCAACAGUGGGGUGGAUUGUAAACGGUUAAUACGUCACCUCAUGCGAUAGGAAACUAUGGAGCAGCUGACUGCUAACCUUCGGGCAGUUUCCUACCGUUUUGCGCUAGCUAGCUAAAGUAUCACUUUGGUAAAUUGUACUAAUGUAAUGGCUGUGUAGUAAGCUAGCUGGUUUUGCUAAUUCAACUGAGCUUUCACGCUAAUCUGGCUACAUAAAAUGGGUCAAACUGUCUGCUGGGUUGUAAGCGGUCCAUCCGUCACUUCAUGCGCUAAAAAACUACGGAGCAGAGAACGACUUUCUUUCUGGCAGUUUACCGGGUUGCGCUAGCUAGCUAAUUAUGUGUAAUUUGUGGUCAGACAAACAGUAUAUUCAUCAAAUUCAGCGGUAGUAAAUGCGAAAAUAGGCUACUUGUUUACCAGUCAUCAAAACAGGAAAUAAAAUGUUUUUUUAUCCAAUGAAAUUGCACAUAAAGGUACGCUACCUGUAAUUGGUUUGAAAGGUGCAUACCAGAAAUAACCGCGGUUCGUCUGGGUCCGUCAAUAGACAGACCCAGACGAACCGCAUCAAGGUAGUUAACGCUACAUAUAUUUCACACUAGUUACCCCUUUCUACAUCAAGUGCCAUUAGUGUCAUUCACUUUGAAUUAGUUUGAAUCAAAAAGGGUUCAAUGGAAAUGGUUUGAGUGAAAGAGGACGAAAGAAUAUAAAUCCGAAAAAAAGAACAGUGUGACAAAAAAUUCAAAUGUUUACUGGAAUUUACAUUUUGAAUAGAAGAAAAAACUAAGGGAUUUAGACAUAAGCAAUAUUACAAAUGUGAUCAUUAACAUUUGAUUAGUUUCUGCUCAGGGAGUCAGGGUUAAAUUGCUUCCUCCAGGGCAAAAUCUGGUACAUUUACAGAAACGCUGAUUAACGCUAAACGCAAAACUGCAGACGUAAGUCACAUAUUAAUUCAGAGUGGAGUCUUUUCUCUGAGUAUCUGCUGUAGUUUGCUGGAAGUAAAAGAGAGUCUGUGUUUGCGCUUAGGUUGUAAUUGGUUCCUUUGGUUCUUGGAAAAAACAAUAUUCCAUCUUCGUAAAUCACUCUGAGCCCACCUCUGCUGUAGCGUUCAUGCUGGACAGUUCCAGGAGAGGCUGAAUUGAAACUGUGUGCAGUCUCAGAUCCCUGCGGAGCAACUUUGGGCUGGCUCUGCUUCACUGUUUUUUGGUCAUCCUGCGUCCAAUACAUUUAUCGACAAGGCAGAUUCAGCUACGUGCCUCAGCAUCAAAGCGGGAGAGUGGGAGUACUGUGCAGCCAUGCGGCAGGGCAGUAUCCUAUAGGCUUCAUCAAGCUUUCGCAUGCUACAGAAACAACAUAACCUCAUGAACCAUUUGAGCUCACAUAGGGCUUUUACUACCUUUUUCUACAUCAGUGAGACAUCUAAAAAAAGUGAUGUUUUGAAAAAAAAAAAAAAUGAUAUAUACUCAGCUCUCAGCGGCAUGUUAAGACAAUGCAUGCAGAUAACUGGGUGCCUAUAGAGUUGAAGGCAACCUCACUUCGUAUUCCUCUGACUCUUGCUAAAUCUAUGUGAAUUUCUGGCGUGUCAUUACAUCCCUCUACAGCAAAAUAAAAAAGAUAAAAGUGGACGAAAGAAAAUUCACACUCUGAAAGGUACAAAUAAAACCGUAUAUAUAAUAUGUGACCGAUACCACUGCCAUGCUGUAAAAUGUUUUUUUCUACAAAUGGUGUAGUCUAAAUAUAAAAAAAAAACCCUGACACUGCUUUCCCUGUGCUUUACUGACUCUGUGCUUCAUCUAGUGAUGUAGGCUACCGCAGCACUUUGUGUGUCUAGCAUGACUUUACAAUUUGAUAUGAGGAAAACAUUCAUUUGGAGUCUUAGAGUCCCACCUCACCUGUGAAUAUAUUGUAUAUGCCGUGGAUAUUUACAGUGUAAAACAUGUUAUGUUGUGCGGCUUUUUGCGAAGCAUUUUACACUGUGUAAGUUCUACCACUUUACUGUGGCCAAAGUGAUGUUACUUCCUGUGUUGUCCUUCCUAAAUGGUGAUUGCAACAUCAGUGUUUUGCUCAUCCUCAGACAAUAAAAGAUAUGGAUAUAUAUAA
Messenger RNA from Trematomus bernacchii (emerald rockcod), 4973 nucleotides. RefSeq names its product GTPase IMAP family member 8. Bases 579 to 2063 code for a protein of 494 amino acids. The transcript has 6 exons. Gene Ontology annotation, molecular function: GTP binding. The record is from RefSeq and is a predicted model, not a curated record. Lineage: Eukaryota; Metazoa; Chordata; Actinopteri; Perciformes; Nototheniidae.